Messenger RNA from Sinocyclocheilus rhinocerous, 3630 nucleotides. Its product is annotated as echinoderm microtubule-associated protein-like 4. The transcript is spliced from 24 exons. Gene Ontology annotation, biological process: microtubule cytoskeleton organization. Gene Ontology annotation, molecular function: microtubule binding. Lineage: Eukaryota; Metazoa; Chordata; Actinopteri; Cypriniformes; Cyprinidae. The record is from RefSeq and is a predicted model, not a curated record. Gene Ontology annotation, cellular component: mitotic spindle. Bases 159 to 3089 code for a protein of 976 amino acids.
CGCCCUGGCUUUUGUGUGAGCGGACGUAUGUGUGCAGCACUGUCCAGGAAAGAAAGAAUGUGUGUGUGAGACGGAGAAAGAGAGACACAGACUGCAAAGAGACAGACAGACAGACAAAAAGGAGGACACAAGGAGAAGUGGACGAAGAUUGCAGACGUAUGCGCGAGCGGAGAAUGGAAGACAGUAUGACAGGAUUAGCUCCAGUGUGCAACUCUACAGCCACGCUGAACCACCACUGCACCGAUGACAGUAUUUCUGCGGCGAGCACAUCAGACGUGCAGGACCGCCUGUCGUCUCUGGAGCUGCGGGUGCAGCAGCAGGAAGAUGAGCUGACGGUGAUGAAGGCCGCGCUGGCAGACGUGCUCAGACGUCUGGCUCAGUCGGAGGACUCCGCCGCCGCUGCCAAAAAACAGCAAAGCAGCAAAGGUCAGACCCCGCUGCGAGAGGCUUAUUCAAUGUCCUGUAUUGCCAAUGGCAGUUCCAGCGGCCGCAAAUCUCACAGAGAUAGUUCCACAGUGUCCGUAUCCAAGAAAGAGACACUCUCCUCCGCCGCCAAGAGUGGUGUCGAGCGGAAAAAAGACAAGCCUCCGAUGGAGGGGAUCAAGGAGAAAGAGGAGCCACCACAGGCUAACGAUAAAACCCCCUCAGCGCCCAGCACCCCUCAGGCACCGUCCCCUUCCAGCAACCCCCCGUCCCCUCAUCCCCAACAGCCCCAAAGACAGCUUUCGGAGAACAAAGGGUCAACCCCGGCCAAAAGCAGGGGUAGCAGUGCGAAGCGUGGAGGAAUGGAGCGUUCUCAGAGUAGCACGUGGGACAGCGGAGAGGAGAGCAGGAAUAAGCUGGUGAAAGCAGCCUCCACCUCCAAACUGCUGUCCAAAGUGGUGAAGAAUGCAGAGAAACACAGAGAUCCAGUCAUCAGCCAAGCUAAAAUGUCAACCCGUGAAAAAAACAGUCAAGGAAUCAAGAAGGGAGAAUAUAUUAAAAUGUUCAUGCGAGGACGACCCAUCACGAUGUUCAUCCCAUCGGACGUGGAGAAUUACGACGAUGUCCGGACCGAACUUCCCCCAGAGAGACUCAAACUGGAGUGGGUAUAUGGCUACAGGGGACGUGACUGCCGUGCAAAUGUGUACUUGCUACCUACCGGGGAGAUCGUAUAUUUCAUCGCCUCGGUGGUUGUGCUCUUCAACUAUGAGGAGAGGACACAGCGGCACUAUUUAGGACACACUGACUGUGUCAAAUGUCUUGCUGUUCACCCGGAUAAGAUCCGUAUCGCCACAGGACAGAUCGCAGGCGUGGAUAAGGAUGGCAGGCCGCUUCAGCCUCACGUCAGAGUUUGGGACUCCGUCAGUCUGUCCACGCUGCAGAUCAUCGGCCUCGGCACCUUUGAGAGAGGAGUUGGAUCCCUCGCUUUCUCUAAAGCCGACUCAGGCAUUCAUCUCAGUGUGAUUGAUGACUCUAAUGAGCACAUGCUCACUGUGUGGGACUGGCAGAAGAAAUCAAAAAUCGCUGAGAUUAAGACAACCAAUGAAGUGGUCUUAGCGGUGGAGUUUCACCCGACUGACGCCAACACCAUUGUCACAUGUGGGAAAUCCCAUAUCUUCUUCUGGACCUGGAGCGGUUCCUCACUCACCCGCAAACAAGGCAUCUUUGGCAAAUAUGAGAAGCCAAAAUUUGUGCAGUGUUUGGCUUUUCUCAAUAAUGGAGACAUCCUGACCGGAGACUCAGGAGGAAUCAUGCUGAUAUGGACCCGCAGCACCGCUGAGGUCCCAGAUCAGUAUGGCACUAUUCGUGCAGUAGCUGAGGGCAAGGGCGAGCAGUUUCUGGUGGGCACUUCACGCAACUUCAUUCUGAGAGGCACCUUCAACGAUGGAUUUCAGGUGGAAGUGCAGGGACACACGGAUGAGCUGUGGGGUCUGGCCGCCCACCCGUUCAAGGAGCUGUUCCUCACCUGUGCUCAGGACAGACAGGUGUGUCUGUGGAACUCAGUGGACCACACGCUGGAAUGGACCAGACUGCUGGACGAGCACGGGCACUGCGCAUAUUUCCAUCCUAGCGGUUCGGUUGUUGCCAUUGGUACUCACUCAGGGAAGUGGUAUGCUCUGGACGCAGAGACGCGAGACCUGGUGGCCAUUCACACAGACGGCAAUGAGCAGCUGUCAUUGAUGCGCUACUCUGUCGAUGGCACGCUGCUGGCAGUGGGAUCACAUGAUAACUUCAUUUACCUCUACACGGUGUCGGAUAAGGGACGCAAGUACAGCAGAUAUGGGAAAUGCACUGGACAUUCCAGCUACAUUACACAUCUUGACUGGUCUCCCGACAACAAGUUCAUCAUGUCCAACUCAGGAGACUACGAAAUCCUUUACUGGGACAUUCCAAACGGUUGUAAGUUGAUUCGUAACCGUUCUGAGUGCAAGGACAUCGACUGGGCCACAUAUACCUGCGUGCUAGGAUACCACGUCUUUGGUGUUUGGCCGGAGGGCUCAGAUGGGACAGAUAUCAAUGCACUUGUGCGAUCUCACAACAGGAAGGUGAUCGCUCUGGCUGAUGACUUCUGUAAAGUUCACCUGUUCCAAUACCCCUGCUCAAGACCGAAGGCCCCAAGCCACAAGUACAGCGCCCACAGCAGUCACGUGACAAAUGUGAGCUUCAUGCAGAGCGACAGUCACCUGAUUUCAACGGGCGGCAAGGACAUGAGCAUCAUGCAGUGGCGUCUGGUGGAGAAGACCUCAUCCUUGGUGCACAGCGACUCCAGCUUGGGCCUGGGUGUUUCCCUGAUGCACAACUCCACCCCUCGCACCAUGCCGUCGGUACCCAGCGUUCCCCACACUCCUACUGAGCCCUUGCCGGUCCCAGCCUCGCUUCCCCUCAGCACCCAACCCGACACCAACACUCCCCCUCCCACUCCCCCCGAACCCCUGCACACAGUUACUUCUAAUGGACAGCAGGACGGCUCCCCUGAAACCCCGCCCCCUUCCGAUGAGGCCACGUCCCCAUCUGACAGCACCCUGAGCCCCAAGGACAGCCUAGAGCCUAGCGACGAUACGGCCACACCCAGUGAUGAGGGCACAAUCUUUAACCCUCCCUUAUAAGGCAGUCCGACCCCUUCCCUCGCCUGCUCGAUAGCCCGCCCAAAGGCACCAGCAUGUCACUGCAGCCUUCCUGUCAGAUUACAAAAGCAGGGUCUCCUCAGUUUUUAUCCUUUCAAGAUUUUCUUUUCGUUUCGUAUCUUAGUUUGUUAUGUUGACAUUCAGUAGAUGUGGUUGUGGAGGCAUUGGUUUGGGUUGGAUGGUGAGAGAUUUGGAAUGUGUAAUUAAAAACCUUUGGAAAGAUUUAGAACACCUACAAGUUUACAUUGAGACACACACAAACACUAAUACACACAUGCAUAGACACAUCAGUAACUGUGAUACAUUUUAAAAAGAGGAAAACAAACGAUUUACCAGUUUUAGAUACAAACAACAUGUUCAUAUAAACAGACAAACGGACAAAUACAACAUAAAAUGGACACAUGCUUUCAAUUAACUGUCAUUUGGCAUAUACAUCAAUAUAUUAAUUGAUUAAGGAUCAGCAACUAAGGGUGAAUUGAGUUGAAUUACUGAAACUUUUCCUCACUUUCCUCACCCAAAAAAA